GUUGCCCUUUUCUUUUCACCUGGCCUGCUUGUCUCCCCCUUUCUCCAGUUCCAGUCGCCACUCUUCUGAAAUUCCGCCUCAUCCGCAUCCGCCCCCCCUCUACUCCCUCCCACCAGCUAUGGACUCCCCCGCCGUCCCCGCCCCGCUGGAUCCGAGAGAGCAGCCAAUCCUCGAGCGUCUGCUGCGCACUCGGGAUGCGCUUCUCUUGCUCAAGCAGGACAAGUCCUCGUAUAUCAAGUCCCGCGACGUCCUUCCCCUAUAUGAAGAGGUAGUGGCCGAGGUGGAGAAGCUCAAUGCCGCGCGCAAGGAACAGGACCGCCGGCGAGCACAUAACCGACUGGACUAUGUUCUCGAUGAUUGUUUCCAGCUCAUCUCACUGCUUUUUCUGACGGUCGGUCGGAACAACGAAGCACCCGCGGUGUAUUCCCUUGCGACAACUGUCCAGCGUCUUCUCGAUCACCUUGAAGAGGCCGGCUUCUACAGCUCCAAAGACCUGAUCUCGAUCACCAAAACCCUUGCGAACAUGAACGAAACCCUCGAACGAUGCCGCCAAGCCUACUCACCCGCCCUGAUUACCCUGCUCGAAAGCCGCCUGGAGAAAUGCCAAUUGCUGUUGGAAAAGUUGCAGAGUGGACUGGCCAAGCUAGGCCCGGAACUGGCGGCUACACAUGAGACGCUGGUGUCUAUCUUGCGGUCGACCUCGGCUGUUAAUACGCGCUCCAAGUUUUCUUCUUUUGAGGUCAAUGGGCUUCGUACCCAGUUGAAGAAGCUUGAGGACGGAAUGAAGGACGGGAAAUUUGUGAAUGCCGAGGGCGCGCCACUCCCUGGCGCCCAGGAAGACGUCUUGCUGCUGAAGGAACGGUGUUGGAUCUGGACUGAGCUUGUCCUGGAGCGGUAUGCUGGGAUGCCUGCGCAAUGGAGAUAUCGUGCUAAUUGUCGCAGACAAGGGAAGAUCGACGAGCGUUUCAAGGAGCAGUACGACCGGCUGAUUGAGAUCCGCAACCAGCUGGACCGGCUUGCCGUGACACAGGCCUGGUCGCUCCGUGAGACGGAUUUGUUUGGCUACCAGCGGAAACUGGACCGGAUUGACGAGGCGCGCGUGAACGGCAACUUUGUGGAUGCGGAGGACAAUGCGGCGGACAUUCACGCGCAGCGGACAUUACUGUACCUGAUCCGGCGGAGCUAUGGGUACAUCUAUGCGCUGUUGAUCUCGUCAGAACCGGUGUCGGAGGCGCUCUUGCCGGUAUACAACCAGCUACAGACACUGCGAAAAUGCCUGCUAGAGGUGCAGGAAUCGGGGGGCGUGUCGAAUUCGCGCGAACUCUACCCGUACAGCAUGAAGCUCAAUUCGAUUGACAACAUGCGCGUGGACGGAAAAUUCUACGUGGGUAGCGACAUCCCCGAAGGGCAAGGAAGCGUGAAUGCGCUACUGGCGGAAUGCUACGACAUUGUGUGGGAGUUGCGGGCAGCGGUGGACGAGGAGGACCGGACGGGAUAGAUGAGGGAUGGGAGAUCAUUUAACUGUACUAAUGAGGUUGGCGGGAGGAUCUUGUAUUCUGGGGACCCCGGCUUUUUUUGGACGGCGUUUGGAGUUGCUAAGGAGUAGUGUGAGGGAAUGGAAUGAAUUGAACUUUGCUGAAACUUUGCUGGAAAUUUGCUGAUGAAACUUUGCGGAAACCUGAAGCGAUCCCUGCCGGCCUGGAAGGAUGACAGAAUGACAUCACUCCGCUCCGCCCCGCCCGCCCCACAUCCCACAUGCCCUCCACUUCUUUCU
This is a messenger RNA of Aspergillus sclerotioniger CBS 115572, 1774 nucleotides long. RefSeq lists its product as uncharacterized. NCBI's taxonomy places the organism in Eukaryota, Fungi, Ascomycota, Eurotiomycetes, Eurotiales, Aspergillaceae. Bases 119 to 1498 code for a protein of 459 amino acids. Gene Ontology annotation, cellular component: cytoplasm; nucleus. The transcript has 7 exons. The record is from RefSeq and is a predicted model, not a curated record.